AUGGCAGAUUCCAAGGACCACUGCACGGCGAGUCGCCGAAUCUCCGUCUUCACCGAUCAUCUUAUUCCCGUCGGAAUGAUUCCAACUCCCGUUGAUUUCGUUGAACUCUGUAAUGCUUCGUCUAUGGAUGACAAUUACCAUAAGGUUCACGGUGAAGUGCCGACUCACCAAGUCGUUUGGAAAAAAGCUGAUGUCUUCGGUGACGGAGAAAGCAAAGAGUUUGUUGACAUUAUAUACGAGAAAGCCGUCGGUGAAGACAUUGCAAAGAUUACUAUAAAUCGGCCAGAUAGGAGGAACGCGUUCCGGCCUCAGACUGUGAAGGAGCUUAUGCGCGCGUUUAACGAUGCAAGAGACGAUAGCUCUGUAGGAGUCAUUAUACUCACCGGCAAGGGAACAAAAGCAUUUUGCAGUGGUGGUGAUCAGGCAUUGAGAACACCAGACGGUUAUGCUGAUCCCAAUGAUGUUGGCCGUCUUAAUGUCCUUGAUCUUCAGGUUCAAAUCCGUAGACUGCCAAAACCAGUUAUCGCAAUGGUUGCUGGUUAUGCUGUUGGAGGAGGACAUAUCUUGCACAUGGUCUGCGAUCUUACCAUUGCAGCUGAUAAUGCUAUUUUUGGUCAAACGGGUCCUAAGGUUGGAAGUUUUGAUGCUGGUUAUGGAAGUUCCAUCAUGUCUCGUCUGGUCGGUCCGAAAAAGGCAAGAGAAAUGUGGUUCAUGACGAGAUUCUACUCAGCUACUGAAGCAGAAAAAAUGGGACUCAUCAAUACAGUUGUACCGCUAGAGGAUUUAGAGAAAGAAACAGUGAAAUGGUGCAGAGAAAUCUUACGAAACAGCCCAACUGCAAUCCGUGUGCUUAAGGCAGCACUCAAUGCAGUCGAUGAUGGCCACGCCGGACUUCAGGGGCUAGGAGGCGAUGCAACACUCUUAUUCUAUGGAACCGGAGAAGCUACUGAAGGAAGAACGGCUUAUAUGCAACGCCGACCACCAGACUUUUCUAAAUUUCCUCGGCGACCUUGA
Arabis nemorensis is the source of this 1014-nucleotide messenger RNA. Lineage: Eukaryota; Viridiplantae; Streptophyta; Magnoliopsida; Brassicales; Brassicaceae. The record is from the annotation of a GenBank genome assembly.